CCUCCCUCCCUCCCUCCCUCUCUUCAAGAUAAGGCACCCUUUCCCAUCUUCCACAAACGCCCAUCACUUCUCUCACUCAGUCACUCAGUCACUAUGCUUUCUCCAACUCUAAACACCCAUAAGCCUCUCUUUCUUUCAAGCUCUAACAACAAACCCUUUUCCUCUCCUUUCCUUAGCCAACAACCUCUCUUUAUCCUUCAUUUAUCAAAAACCCCUUUUAAACCCACCAAAACGCUAUCAGUUUCAGCCACUCGUAUCCCCUCUUCUCCACCUCCUUAUCAACAACUCUACCAACCCUUUAGACCUCCACCUUCUCCUAUCCCUUCUCAAUACAAGUCUCUUGAUGCCCCUUCUCGUCUCGAAAUCCUCUCUAAUCGUCUUGGCCUUUGGUACGAGUAUGCCCCUUUAAUCCCUUCUUUAUUCCAAGAAGGUUUUACUCCACCAUCAAUAGAAGAAGCCACUGGUAUUUCUGGGGUUGAGCAAAACCGUUUAGUUGUUGGAGCUCAAGUGAGGGAUUCUUUAGUUCAGUCUAACACUGACCCAGAAAUUGUUGCUUCAUUUGACCUUGGUGGUGCGGAGUUAUUGUAUGAAAUUCGUCUCCUUAGUGCCACGCAGCGGUCUGCAGCUGCCCGCUUUAUCGUCGUUAAUAAGAUGGACACUAAGGGUGCUCAAGAUUUGGCCCGCGCCAUGAAGGAUUUUCCUCGUAGGCGCGGGGAUAAGUUCUGGGAGAGCUUUGAUUACGUUCUCCCAGGAGACUGCCUGUCGUUUAUGUACUACAGGCAGUCUAGAGAGCAUAAGAAUCCGUCAGAGUCGCGGACUAAUGCUCUACAGAUGGCAUUAGAGGUUGCAGAGUCUGAAAAAGCGAAAAGUGCGAUUUUGAAGGAGUUAGAAGGAGGGGGAGAAAGGAAAGAGAGGGCAGAAGGAGAAACAGCAGAUGGGGUUCGGGUUCCGGUUGUUAGGUUGAAGAUUGGUGAGGUUGCGGAGGCGACUAGUGUUGUGGUUUUACCGGUUUGUAGAUCAGAGGACGGGGAAAGAAAAAUUGUGGAAGCACCGUGGGAGUGUAAGGGCCAGGGUGAGUUUGGUGUGGUGGUGGCAGAGAAAGCGUGGGAAAGGUGGGUGGUGUUGCCAGGGUGGGAACCGGUACUUGGGUUGGGUAGAGGGGGAGUGGCGGUGGCUUUUCCAGAUGCAAGGGUAUUACCAUGGAAGGCAAAUAGGUGGUAUAAAGAGGAGUCUAUUUUGGUGGUUGCUGAUAGGGGGAGCAAGGAAGUGAAAGCAGAUGACGGGUUUUAUUUGGUUACUCUUGACGGCGCCGGUGGUGAUUUCAAGGUUGAAAGGGGUUCGGCGUUGAAGGAAAGGAAUGUGGUGGAAUGUUUAGGGACUGUGUUGUUGGUGGUUAGGCCACCAAGGUACGAGACCGAUGAUCAAUUGAGUGAUGAGGACUGGGAGUGAAAUCAUAGUGAGUUAGCAACUCUAUUUUACUCUUGAUUACAUGGAGAUUAAUACACAGUGUUGUAUGAUGCUAGUAAUGCUUAAGACUUGAACUUGGGAUUGAUAUGGGCAUCAAUGCCCUGUAUCAGGUUACUGCAAUCCUUUCUAUUAUCAAAACUAGCAAGCUGCCUUAAUACUCUGCUGUGUUAUUUGUUAGGAGGCAACGUAAUUUUUGUAUUAUUUGUAAUUUAUGAUACAUAAUAAUUUAAGAUUCCAUUAAUCAUUCUCCUUUUA
Molecule: messenger RNA, 1722 nt
Organism: Populus trichocarpa (black cottonwood)
Lineage: Eukaryota; Viridiplantae; Streptophyta; Magnoliopsida; Malpighiales; Salicaceae
Product: rubisco accumulation factor 1.1, chloroplastic
Exons: 1
Coding region: 94-1449 (451 amino acids)
Cellular component (GO): chloroplast
Source: RefSeq, a predicted model, not a curated record